This is a messenger RNA of Bactrocera oleae (olive fruit fly), 1623 nucleotides long. NCBI's taxonomy places the organism in Eukaryota, Metazoa, Arthropoda, Insecta, Diptera, Tephritidae. The record is from RefSeq and is a predicted model, not a curated record.
AAAAGGAAGACAUGUGACAUUAAUUUAAUUUUGGUUUUCAAAAAUUUUUAAAUUUUAAAAAUUAAUUAAAACAAAACCUUUGGUUAACUCUUUUCGGCUUUCAAUGCUCAUCGAAAUUCUAAAUUUUGCAAAAUUUUAAGUCAAAAAUUCACCACAACUCAAAGCAUAAAAUGCGUUAUUUUUACAAUUUCGAUUGCGGCCCAUGCAGUCCUGCAGCAAAUUAUACAACUUGCGAUGCAUAUGAAUAUAGCGCGUCAUGUAAAACAGGCGGACCCUGCAAUCCUUUCAGUGCACAUGCGUCUCGUGGAUUAUUUCGGGUUUGCGAACCUUGCACAGCCAACGGCUUUUGCGGCGCGAGUAGACGUAGCACAUCAGUUGGACCUUGCGGAUUUCAAAGGACUGGUGCGACAUGUGGCCCAUGUGGCAUGUGCGUCCCGGGAUCAUAUACACCGUGUGUACCUUGUGCACAGUUUGGUUAUUUUGCAUCUUGUGGAUCAUGUGGGCCGUGUAAUGCUGGAAAGCCAUGCAACCCAUUUGGUCCUCGCGAUUGCUGUGCUCCUUGCAAACCUUGUGGUCCGUGUGGUGCUUCGCGCUGCAGUGUAAACGGUUCAUGCUAUUCCAAUUUACCGCGCGGUUCAUAUAAUCGUCGCAUUCCUGAUAGUUUUUACAGGCCGUGUAAACCUUGCGCUCCCUGUGAGCCUUGUAAUCUAUUUGGAUCUUGCAGACCGUGUGCUUCUGCGACGCUAAGAGCUCCUUGCAAACAGUGUGCUCCGCCCAUGACGUUUAAUCCUUUCGAUCCUUGCAAUCCAUGCAAACCUUCGGCCAAAUUUAGCUCUUGCGGUCCAUGUGGAUCUUGUACACCGUGUACACCCUGGGCUCCGUGUGGCUCGUUUACUCCACCUUCCUGCUGCAGUCUACCCAGGCAUAUGUAUAGAGUUCCAAAUUACACUCAAGAGUAUCUGGCUGCUAUCAGACGCUGCUGUUCGGCGACAGUGAAAAAAGUACGUGUGAAGAAAGUGAAAAAGCCGAAUAAGGUCAUAAGCAAAUGUGCCGUCAGCAGAAGUAGUUUAGCGCUAUGCUAAUAACCGCUAUCAGGCGCGUAGCUGCGCUGCAAAUGAUCGACUAGCAAAAGCAUGUAAUAAAAAGCUAUAAAAUUUUUUAAAAGGAUAAAGGCUAUCAAAGCAACUUCGGUGUUUAUAUAUGAGCCAGGUUUGGUAUGCUACUUACAUACGAACGGACAUGCUUGCAUACAAAUAAAGUCAUCUUUAAUUUAUAUGUAUACAUGCCUAUUUAUGUCUGUGUGUUUAGCAUACAGCCGUGACACAUUUACAGCGAGUCAAGCAGUCAUUAAAAAUCCUUUGCUGUUAAUUUUAUGAGUUCAUUUUAAUGUUUUCUAGCGCUGUCAAUUUAAUGCAGCAAAAAAAAAAUGUAAAGCAUAGAAAACAUUUGUCAAUUGAAAUCUUUUAAUUUCAUUUAAACAACUUUUACGAUCGCACACACAUACGCACACAAAUAUAUAUAUAUAUAUAUGUAUAUAUAUAAAUGCACGCGUAUAUGUCGUGUGUUAAGAGAUUCAGUUUUUAUUAUUGUACUUUGAGUAAUAAAAUUGUAAAAGGUGUGAAA